This is a messenger RNA of Alternaria hordeiaustralica, 849 nucleotides long. RefSeq lists its product as uncharacterized. The coding region runs from base 1 to 849 and encodes 282 amino acids. The transcript has 3 exons. NCBI's taxonomy places the organism in Eukaryota, Fungi, Ascomycota, Dothideomycetes, Pleosporales, Pleosporaceae. The record is from RefSeq and is a predicted model, not a curated record.
AUGGCCGAAGCCCUUGCAGUGCUUGGAGCGAUGUCAUAUGUGAUUGAAGCGAUCGAUGAGGCAUACAAAUUGUCCGGUGCCGUAGCCCGGGCGCCGAUCAAGACGGUAGAAACCCUGUAUUUCUUCACAUCACGCUACGGACCAUCAGGUAUCUUCAUAUGGAUCUUUGGAAGCCGAGAGGUGUGGCAAAUGCAGAUGCAGGUAUUAGGCAGUCUUGAUGAUGCAGACGCUAUAAAUUUCAAAAAGUCGAUCCAGCAAGAGAGCAGUAUCAUAGCCGUAGCUGCCACCAUCCUUGCCCAGAUUGCUAUCACUGCACUAUCCCUAGAAAACCUGAGCCGGAUGCACUGGACUGCUCGCGCCUUCUUCAUUUCGAGUCUGGUCUCAUCGAUUAUAGCUGUUUACUAUGCGACGAAGCAGUACCGUGUCCUGGGGCGCUGUUUGUACGCUGAGCAAGUGAAAGCGUGGAUCCAAAACCAGAAGAAGAAGAAGACGGAAUGGGCCUUGAGCAAUCCUACAAAAGUCGCUUCUGUAGCCUCCGUUAUCACUGUUUCAGCGCCGAACAUGCUUCUAUCCUUCUCACUCAACUCCUUCUUGGCACUUGCGGUUGCGAACGAAGCCGCUUCAACACGAACACCUCCGGACCCAGAUGUGGAGAGAGGAACACCGCUGAAUGCUAUCCCCGAGACGUUGAGCGGGGAAGCGCGACAUGGAGACAUUUUACAUGAGGAUACCCGGAAAGAGCUGUUGGUACUGUUUCAGGAAGCCGCAGAUAUGCGUAAAGCAUCCGCAAAGGUUGACGAGCGUUUAGCUCGGCUUUUGGAAAGGCUCGGAGAGGAAACUGGCGCAUGA